Labrus bergylta (ballan wrasse) is the source of this 3522-nucleotide messenger RNA. RefSeq names its product colony stimulating factor 3 receptor (gene csf3r). Lineage: Eukaryota; Metazoa; Chordata; Actinopteri; Labriformes; Labridae. Gene Ontology annotation, molecular function: cytokine receptor activity; cytokine binding. Gene Ontology annotation, cellular component: signaling receptor complex; external side of plasma membrane. Gene Ontology annotation, biological process: cytokine-mediated signaling pathway. The record is from RefSeq and is a predicted model, not a curated record.
CAUAUCAUCAUCACGUCACAUCACAUAUGUCCUCUAAUCUGAGUGGCUGUGAGACACACUGUUUCAUCUGGGUGAUAUCAGGGCUGAUGAGAGCUUCUCGUCUGUUCUGAGUCUGCAGCAGCUUCCGUGCGCUUUUUGGACUUUUACAAGUGCUGACACAGAAGGUCACUGUGUCCGAGCUAGAAGUCGACUCAACGCAGAGUGAAGGAUCUACAGACACGACAACUGAGAGAGCCACAGAGAUGCUGUGAAGGCAUGUCUGUGCCUUGUUGGAGUUUCAUUGUGAGUUGGCAUUCACAGUCCACAGAGACCCUGGUCGUGUAAUGGUUUUAUCAUCAUGAUAUCCACAUGGGUGUCAGUGAUUGUCAUGCUGUUGGCUUUGGUGAAUGGAGCGAGAAAUGAAGAUGACGUAGAGCCGUGUGCAACGGUUCAAUCGUCCAGCUCCGUGGUGCCUUUGGGGUCCAAUGUCACAGCCACCUGUGUCAUCAGAGAAGACUGCCCUCUGGCCAUUGGACAAGCUGUUCACAUAGAGUGGCACCUCGGCAGUCGCUUUUUACCCAGCAGCCCCGGGGCCAAUGAUAGCAGCAGAGUGUCUCAGGUUGUUGUACCGAGUUUCAAUCACACCAGGGCGUUCCUAACCUGCUCUGUCCGAGGCUCUCCGGCUCAAGUGGUGGGAGGAGUGCAGAUCCGAGCUGGAUAUCCACCAGAAGCACCACAAAGCCUCACCUGUCAGACCAACCUCACCAAACCAAACACCCUGACCUGUAGCUGGGACCCGGGGCAGCUGGAGACCCACCUGCUCACAAAGUAUACCCUCCACACAGAGGUUUGGGAUUUAAAUCAGAACUACACAUAUGAGAUACUACCAGGGGUCCACCAAUACACCAUCCCUCGCUCUGACUUUGUCCUGUUCUCAGACAUGGAAGUUUAUGUGAAGGCCCGUAAUGACCUCGGGGAAGCAACCACUGAACACAUCAUUUUAGAGCCAGUCAGUGCAGCUAAAUUUGAUCCACCAAUAAUUCUGCAAGCUGUGUCUACAAAAUAUGGCUGCUUAAAGCUGAGCUGGAGAUUAUCUCAUCACCAGGACUGGAUGUUGGAAGCCCUGAACCUAGAAGUGCGACUUAAGACUGCUGACAGCAGCCAAUGGACUGAACAACCAAUCCCAGUGGGUCGGUUCAGAACAUCCAGACCUGUGAGCCUGUGUCGUCUCCUCCAUGGGACUCGGUAUGCCGCCCAGAUUCGGGUCCGAUACAAGCAGAGCCCCUGGAGUGACUGGAGCAGCAGCCACUCUGGUGUCACCUUGGAGAGCGCUCCCACUGGACGCUUAGAUUCAUGGACGAAGGUAUCAGGGAAUCACAUGAACGAAACGCUCAACAUACACCUGUUUUGGAAGCCAUCGAAACAAUUCCAUGCCAACAGCCAAAACGUGUCAUACACUGUGUCGGUGCAAAGGCUGCCAGGUGAAAGGGGAAAGGUGUGCUCUACUACCAGGAAUCACUGUACUUUUCGGAUUCCCAGGAAAGUAAGGAAGGUGUUUCUGAGGGCUGUUAAUGCAGUGGGGAAAUCUCCACCUACGGAAGUUCGGAUUUACUUACCUAAAGCUGUUGCAGGGAUAUCAGAUGCUACAGUCGUUCCUCGUGAUGAUAGAUCCUUCCUAGUCCAGUGGAGAAGCCUGGUUUCUUUUGGCCUCACUGGUUUCGUGGUGGAAUGGAGACCUCUGUUAAAAUCAGACCUCUCCCUCACCCAGUUUGAAAUGACUGACAGAAACCAGACAAGCCUUGUUAUAACAGGCAGCUUUGAGCCCUACAAGCCCUAUGGGAUCUCUGUGUAUCCAAGGUUUAAGGAUGGGAUAGGCCUUCCUCAGACUGUUAAUGCCUACUCGAGGCAAAAGGCUCCAUCAAUGGUUCCAAAAAUAACAAUCAAAAAGACCUGGCAGUCACAAAUCGAGCUGAUCUGGGAUGAAAUACCGUUAGACCAAAGGAACGGCAUAAUCAAGAACUACAAAGUCUUCUUCUGGAAUGCAAAAGGACCCAUAAAUGUUGCACAUGCGGACCCAACCGAAAGGAGGGUGGUCCUGACAGACCUCGACUCCGUGUCUCUGUAUGAGGCUUUCAUGAUGGUUAGCACGUUUGGUGGAAGCCGUAACGGGUCGACAAUUAAUUUUGAAACUGAGCCACUGGAUUCACUUUCUAUUCUGAUCAUCGUAAUUGGCUCACUGGUUGGACUGUUACUUUUUAUUUUUGUCAUACUCAUGACAUGUUUCUCCUACCAAAAAAGGCUGAAGGGACAUUUCUGGCCAGCGGUUCCCGAUCCGGCUAACAGCAGCAUCAAGAGAUGGACAUCAGAAUCAACACAGGAUAGCUAUCUUACAUCUGACAAUGAGGAGCCCAAUCUGGUGUACCUGUCCCACCUCAGCUUCCUGGACCUCCCUGCCAAAAUAAGUAAAGAGGACCAUGAUGACCUGUGGUUGAACAGUUCAGAGGACACCAGUGACCUGGGAGAAUCCAUUUGUGGAUCACCAUUCAUCCCCGGCUACUCCGGUUCAAACAGCGACUCUGUCCCUUACGCUACAGUGAUCUUUUCCGGUCCAUGCAGCAGCCCCACUCUUGAAGGGCCUCCUGUUUACCUGCGCUCAGAGUCCACGCAGCCCCUCCUGGAGAGUGAAGAAACCUUCAGUCCAAAGUGUUACCAGAACAUGGCGACUGAUCAGAGGCCAACAGAGCAAUGUUUUUUUGGACCAGACCUUGAUUGUGUAACAAACAAAGGGAAAGAAUUAGAAACUAUGUGGGAUGAUUUUCCUUUUCUACGAGCAUUAGCGAUGACCGAGACUGAAAUUGACUAAAAGUACAUUUCUGAUUAUAAACGUAAAGUUUUUGCAAGAUGUUAAUGAAGAUCUGAGUUUGUAUUUUGAGCCAUUACAAGAUGAUUCAACAUGACACACAGCUGAAAAUCCAUGAAAACAAAUUUGAUUUUCAAUGAUUAUGUUAUGUGUGCUUUAUCUGCAGACUUCUUAGACUUUCAAUGUUGGUGUUUUUGCUAAUGAAAAUAUAUACUGUACGGUGUUGUAUGUUAACCACCUGUGUACUUGUAAGCCAAGGGGACACAAUUAAAACAGAAUGUCUGAGGGAACAAAAGCUUUAAAGACAUGUGUUCCCCCCUGACUGAUCAUUUACAACUAUACCUCUAAAUUUGGUAUGUACUUAUCAAGCUUGCUGAGAGAGGUGUUCUUAUAACUAGUGGAUGUGAUUUAAAAGGAAAGCUGAGUAGUUUAUAAUUUUUCAGUGUGAUCUGAAAGCUAAGGCUCAUUAAAAAUCAAAGUUUAAAGCAGCCUGGGAUUUCAGGUAAAGCCAAACUGUUAUUGGGAAAUUAUUUUUACACCCAACAAAAACGGCACGUUUGAUUUUUGCUAUGGAAAUGUAUCUCAACGUAAACUUUUGUGAUCAAUUUUGAUGUGUAAAUGUCUCUGAUUUGUAUAAAAAUAAUUGUAUUUUUUUAUUGAUUAAAACACCAUUUGUAAAAAAA